AUGGCAAAGCUCAGCGAAAACAGCCCCAGCGGGGCCAAGACCGCGCUCAAGCGGAUUGAACACGGUCUCACGUACAAGCACGAAAUCAGAAAGCCCAGCUUCAGACGGCGCUCGCUGUCGCCCCAGAAAACGCAGUCCCUCGCAGUUUCCCCUGCCAGGGUGCCUUUGACCUGUAUCAAAAAGCCCCUCAACAGUAAACUAGUUCCAAUUGCGCUGGGAAAACACGAUCUGACGAAGGCCCUGAGCACGGCAGAGAAGGAAAACGACGACAGUAGCGCCACCGACAUCGAUAAGAUUGAGAUGCUGGACGUGGAGUCGGACGCGGUCGAGGUGCAGUCCUCGCCGGUGGGGUCUCACCAAAAUAGAAUGGGCUACAAAAGACACAUGGACACUCCACUACUUGUCUCGGACGCGAAAAAGGUGCAUUUGGGAGACGAGUCAUUCCAGACUCCGCUGAGACCGGGCUCCCAGAAGCGCGUGACCCCCCACAGAGAACACCAUAGUCGGCUGAUGAACGAUUCGGAUAUCGACUUGCACAACGCCUCGACUGAGAACCCUGUGCUCGACCCGCAGAACAGCCCCCUCGCCAACGUGAGCCACGGACAGCUGCUGGAGGACAAGAUAGACGGCGAAACAGAGGUGAUCAAGGGACUCAGGCACAGGGGUACACAGAUCAACGACAUUUCGGCGAUUGCGGCAGACUCGUCGCUGGACCACCACGCAGACAUCUCGGACUCUGAGGGCGAGCAGGACGAGAGAAUGUCGCCCGUCAAGCUUUCACAGAAAAUCUCUGCCCUGGACGUCUUCAGCGCCAUGAUUGAUCAGGAAGACGAGAUCGAGGACUUUGAGCUUGUUGGUGGCGACGAAGCAGAGGAAAGACCGGUGUUUACGAACUCUCAACUAGAACAGAUCAAGUCUUCCAUGCAGAGCAGUAUUGACGCAUUGAGAGGGGAGGUGGCAGCCCAAUCAGAGAAGCUUGUUUCUACAGAAAGUGCAUUAGCAUCUGUAUCUGCGCAACUGGAAUCCGAGUCCGGGGAAAAGAAACAUCUGUUGAACGAGAAGGCGGAGCUUACUGCGGAGCUUCAAUCAUACAAGCAGUCGAUCCAGUCUUCCAAUGCCAAAAUCAGCCAAUUGGAGUCUCGAGUCAGGUUCUACGAGUCCAAACUCGAAAAGCUGAAAACAAUCUACAGUCAACUGAUGGGAACGGCGAAAAACUUUGAGUCUGAGCUAGCAGACAAGACUGCGCGCAUUUCGGAUUUAGAGACAUCAGUGACCAGCCUGAAGGAGGAGAAAGCCGUGUUGUCCAACGAAAAGAUAGAGCUGUCGUCUACUCUGGAGCUGAGAUUGAACGAGAUUGAGCAACUGACCAAAGAGAAAGAGUCGCUAGAAAACCAACUAAAGGACGUGUCGAGCAAUUCCGAGUCUGCCCUGAAAAAGACUGAAGAUCUUGCCAAGGAGCUUGAUUCAAAGACAAAGGAUGCGAGCGAGUUGCGUGACAAGCUUGACGAGCAAGCGGUCAAGAUCGAGGGUCUUGAACUUGACUUGAGCCAAGCUACCGAGAAACUCAACGCAUACCAGGACGAGUUGAGGUCUGGCGUGGAUAAAAUCAUUGCACUGGAGAACGAGCUGAGUGCUGUGCGCUCGGAGAUCGAGUGUCUGCAGGAGAGGGAGACUUCACUUGUUGAUGAGAACACUAGUUUGAAAGAGGUCAUGGGACACCGUCGCGACGAGAUCAAACGUCUUAAGGCCGAGAAUGAGGAGUUGAGCCAGCAAUUGAGCAGCCGCGCGGACCAGAACACCGAGGAGCUGCUGGAAAAGCUGCGGGAAGAGCUGACUGCGCUGCGAGGCAGCACAGAGGCGCAGAUCAACGAUCUAAACGCCAAUCUGGAAGCUAAGAACGAGAAGCUAGUGGAAGCCAAGACGGAGGCCUCGACAAUGAAACAGAAAGUGACCACGCUAGAGAGCCAGCUUGCGGAGGCCAACACCAAGAUCCAGGAGCACGACAAGAACCUCGAACAGCAGCUGGAGAAGCUGGCCCAGGACCUAUAUUUGCAGUAUUCUGCCAAACAUGAGCAGAAGGUUGCGAUUUUGAAGAAGGGCUACGAGAUGAAAUGGAUGAACAAGCUCAAGAAGCUGAACAAGGAGAACGAGCAGCUACGCGGCGAGGUGGAGAGUUUCAAGAGACGGCUGGAGGUCGAGAACAACGAGAAGAAGCAGCUGGUCAAGCUUUGGGAGGAGUAUGUGUCUUUGGAGAGCAACGAUAAGGCGAACGCUUUGCCUGAUUUCAUCAAAAAAGCUGAGGAUUGA
Molecule: messenger RNA, 2307 nt
Organism: Ogataea angusta
Lineage: Eukaryota; Fungi; Ascomycota; Pichiomycetes; Pichiales; Pichiaceae
Exons: 1
Coding region: 1-2307 (768 amino acids)
Source: RefSeq, a predicted model, not a curated record